Oryzias melastigma (Indian medaka) is the source of this 1551-nucleotide messenger RNA. Its product is annotated as myelin-oligodendrocyte glycoprotein. NCBI's taxonomy places the organism in Eukaryota, Metazoa, Chordata, Actinopteri, Beloniformes, Adrianichthyidae. The transcript is spliced from 5 exons. Bases 648 to 1379 code for a protein of 243 amino acids. The record is from RefSeq and is a predicted model, not a curated record.
AUUUAUUGUCGGUGAUGGUAGCUACUGAUGUAACCACAGACGUCCUGGGGCGGACUACCGAUGGUCGGGACCCGCUAACCAUCUAACACAGUCUCAGAGCGCCGGUUUUUCUUCUUUCGCAGACCGCCGGUGUUCCUUCCUCUCAACCGGCGGUUCCUCUUUCUCAGAGUUUUUUUUUUUCUGUCAGAGCGUCGCCUUUUUCUCUCUCUCGGACCGGCGGCGUUCUCCUAAAAACUACAUUAAAAACAGUAUAGUCAAUGACCACGGAUCUGUCUAGUAUUAAUAACUAUUCAUCUCUGAGGUUUGGUGUAUGUAGCUACACAUUUUACUGAGACUGGUUGGUUCAUUUCACUCUGGUUGAUGUAGAAAAUGUUCUUACUUUCUUUCCCGAUCUUCUCUUUUUGUACUACGUCAGAAUGUUUUGUAUUUUUGUUUUUGAUUGAUUAAUCUAUUGAUUUAUUAAAAAGGGCCAGACAAAAUAAGUUUUUCUUCUUUCUGUCCCCUUUUAAUUUUUUUAUUUCCAUCCUGUUUGAGUUUACAAAUCAAGGUUAUAUUGUAUUUUCUUCUCAUCAAUGAAUAAAAAGGAAAUGAAUGAAUAAAAUACAGUAGAAGGACAUAGAAACGGAUCCAUCAGAGGAAAACAUCUCAUGUUGUCUCUUCUUCUGUGGUUGUUCUCCUCAAACACUGUAAAUGUUUCACUAAACUUAAAACUUUCUUUUGUUUUUUCUUCAGAUGAUUUAAAAGUGCUCUGCCCUCCAAUGCCGGUCCAAACAGAACCGGGUCAGAACGUGGUUCUGUCUUGUCGAGUAGAACCUCAGAUUAACCUGACAGGUCAGACCGUGGAAUGGACACGUGGGACAGAUGUUGUCGUGCACAGAUACCGGAGUCAGGGGGACGACAAGACGGACCAACACCAGAGGUUCAAUAACAGAACCGUCCUGAUCCACCAGAACCUGGAGGAUGGAAACGUUUCCCUCAGACUGAACAACGUCACCAAAGAGGAUGAAGGAAUCUACAGAAUCUGUCUGCCGAACUAUGUCAGAUGUUCAAACAUCACCCUGAUAGUUGUUCCACAGAGAGACAAGAAAACAAACAACCGUCCAGGAUCUGCUCUGAGUCCUGGUGUCAUCGCUGCCAUUGUUCUUGGGGUUCUUGGUGUUGUUGGAGUUUUUGGGGUUCUGGCUGUUUUAUUUUGUAGACGAACCAGAAGUGAUCUCCAGACAGAUUCUGCUUCUAUCGCUCUGAGGAACAUGAGGAGAACUGGACCUUCUCAACCGUCAGAUGAAGGCGGGGCUAACCCUGGACAGGUCGCCACUCCUUUAAUGAAGGAGGAAACAAAGUCAUGGUGGAGAUGUUCCAGAUUAAUGACAGAGAAGUAGCAGCUGGAUGAAGAUGGUUGCUGCUCUGCGGUUGUUCUCUGAACUUUUUAGAUCAGAUCUGAUUUCUAUCAAGAUAACUUAUUGGAUUUAAACUGAGAAUGAACAUGAAUGUCUUUGUAAGUUAUAUUUAUAUUAUCAGGAGGAUCUAUUGAGAACAUUUGUUUAACUUUCA